This is a messenger RNA of Penaeus chinensis, 1216 nucleotides long. RefSeq lists its product as uncharacterized. The coding region runs from base 101 to 1216 and encodes 371 amino acids. The transcript has 6 exons. NCBI's taxonomy places the organism in Eukaryota, Metazoa, Arthropoda, Malacostraca, Decapoda, Penaeidae. The record is from RefSeq and is a predicted model, not a curated record.
CCUCGCCAGUCGUGCUGAAGUAGAGUACAGACGCUACUCCUACUUUUACAACAACCAGCUACCUUUAAGCCCUUGCACUUUCUACCUGUUACCACGGACUAUGGGCUCGUCACGGGCUGCCUUCGUGGUACUGCUACUUUUACCAAGCCUCACCUCCGCCAUUGCCGACCUGGACGAGAUUCUGCACUCUGUGUCGAAGCAAAAUAAAAUCCUCCACUCGAAGAAAGGCCAACUCACACCCCUUCAGUUACUAAAGCAGAGUGUUGGUCUGAAAUACGAGAGGCAUUCGGCAUCUCCGGAAAAUGAGACGCACACGCCAUUCGAAGAAAAGAAUAUUGUCGUAGAUGUGGUGCUCAAGAAAGUGUUUGAUUCAGUACUGAAGCCUAUCUAUUUGCCGUACAGUUUAAACGCAAAUGAGGAUUGCAAAAUAGACCUCAAGGAUAGUACUUUCUACAAUAAUUUGAAGGAGCGGAAAUUAUGGGCACUCCAGAUGGUGGACUCCUGGGGCAAACUUCCCGACGGCUUCCUCUUCGGCAACCUUCGCUCGACCGGGAUGUACGAGGAAUGUCUCAACGUGUGGGCGAACUUCACCUACAAGCCAGGAAUCAUCAGUCCCUCCGUCGUUAGGAACUACACGGGGCGUUACUGUCAGAUUUAUUACGACCUGGCUCCCAAAAACGAAUCUCAGCAAGACCUCAGGAGCGGCAUUCCCAUGGAGGACCCGAGUUCCCCUCUGCCCUUCUCCUACGGCACCUGCAUCCCCUCCACCUGCACCUCCGACGAUAUGUGGAUAUCGAUCAACGAAACCCUGUUACCGCUUGGCCUGGUUGUCUCCCAUAUCGAGUGUUAUAACGUGGACGACCCGCCCGAAGAUCUCACUCCGGGCGACCAAACCAUGCUGUCGUUCAUCGGCAUUUUGGGAAUACUCGUGGCUCUGUCAACGAUCUACGACGCCACGACUUCGCAUCUUGAGAGGAGCCACAUGCGAGCGGGUAUAGUGACCUUGGCGUUCGUGUUUGAAAGCGUAUUUACCACACCCACCGCGAUCGUUAUCAUCCUUAAAUCCAUUCACAGAGAAGCCAAGAAGUUCGAGUACAUGUGGAGAGUGUACCUGACCCCUUGGUGCCGCGCCGGGCCCUGGCUGGUUGGGGUGUGGACGGCACUGGCACUGUACGACCGGGCGCUGGCCAAGAUCAGGAUCCCUAAGGUAUCGUAA